Molecule: messenger RNA, 1929 nt
Organism: Coffea eugenioides
Lineage: Eukaryota; Viridiplantae; Streptophyta; Magnoliopsida; Gentianales; Rubiaceae
Product: arginine/serine-rich coiled-coil protein 2
Exons: 8
Coding region: 133-1881 (582 amino acids)
Source: RefSeq, a predicted model, not a curated record
AAAAAAACUGAGAUUUAUUUUUUAAGGAUAAAAAAGAAAAUAUAUCUCCAAUUUUAUGGCACUUUUUUCUUGAACUCGACACCGAAAAAAUCCCAAGCCCUAUAUUACCCUGAAAUACAGGUGGUGACUGAAAUGGAACCACGAUCUUCUCCGCAAGAGAGAGUGGAUUCUGCGACGGCGACGUUUCGCAAGCCGUCUACUGAUGCUGGCAAUAGGAUAUACCGGCGCCGCUCACCGGUCGGUGGAUCCUCUGCAUCCGAGGGAAGUCCGACUCAUGAACGCAACUCUACCCCAAUCCAAAUGAGUAAAGAUAGUGAAAGAGGUGCUGAUGAACGGCGAAGGAAGGAUGAAGGGAGAGACACUGAAAGGCAUUCUGGACGGAGCCAUUAUGGCAGGAGUGGUGACUCCUAUAGUCAUUCUGAUCGACGGUCUUCACGGAGUUCUCGUGGUUAUCAUAGGCAUGAUGAUUAUCACAGACGUGAUAAGUACGUGGAUGGUGAUGAUAGAGAUUAUUCUCGGUCUGCUCGUUCUGGUAGAGACUCAAGAAGUAACACUUAUUCUGAUUACUCUAGGAGGGAAGGUGAGCAUCGCUCAAGAGACCAUGCACGUGAUGAUGACAGAUAUUCAGGAGAUAAGCUGGAUGGUUUGGGGGAUCGCAGCAGAGGUAAGGAGAGAGAAAAAGAUUCAUCUUUUGAAUAUGAAAGGCAUAGAGAAAAAAUUUCAUCUUCUGAUAGAGCUGGAUCUGGUAGGAGGCGCUCUAACAAUGAUGAUAUUAAGCAUGGGGAAAGGGAUAGAUGUACUGAUGAUAAAGUUAGUACAGAUGAGAAGCUUGACCAUCAAAGGAGUUCAGGGGAUUACAGGAGUGAUCGUGGACCGUCUUAUGAAGAAUCUAGGACCUAUAAGAAUGACUCAUCUUCUAGAAGGGAUAGCUCUGGACAUCGUCUGAGAGAAGCUAGCCGGGGUGAUGUUAAAUCAUUGGACAGUGAAAAGUAUGCCAGAGAAGAAAAGAACUAUGACGAUAGAGAAAGGUAUAAGGAACGUCACCAGAAGGAAUCAGGGGACAAAUCUGAAGAUGGAAAUGGUCAUUUUGGCAAAGAUCAAGAAUCCUCAGCCAAGAAGCAAAAGUUAAUUAACAUGGAUGAAAGCAAUAGUAAUGUAGCUGAAGCCGAUGAAAAGAACUCUUCUAGUUUGAAGCAAGCUCAAGAGUUUACUGGUACAGGGUCUGCUGAGCAGGCUUGUCUGACAGAUUCUGAUAUAGAUGCUGCAAAGGUUGCUGCAAUGAAGGCUGCUGAACUUGUUAAUCGAAACCUUGUUGGAACUGGGUUUAUGUCUGCUGACCAAAAGAAGAAGCUUUUAUGGGGCAACAAGAAAACCGCUGUUGCAGAUGAGUCUGCUAACCACUGGGAUACAACAAUAUUUGGUGAUCGUGAGCGACAAGAAAAAUUUCAUAAGCUCAUGAGUCUGAGGUUGCAUUGGUACCUAUGGCCAAUUGUAGGGUGUGAAGGGCGAAAUGAAAGUGGACCACAAACCCGACGACGAAGUUGCAGAGAAGCAGAGGGAGCAGCUCCAGAUGGAUUUAGAGAAGCAAUAUACUGCUGGAUUACGUCGAAGGGAUGGUCGCACCGUUGGUCUAGGUCUUUAAAAACUCACUGGAUGCAUCUCCUUGUCUAUGAGAUAGUGUUUGGCCGUAUUUUGUUGUAUAAUCUUAGAAGUAUAAAGUUCAUCGAUAUUGCACUUGCAUGUAGAAUUCGUGAUCUAUGGUUGAAGUUACGUUUAUUGGACAUCCAAAUUUCCCAUCUAUGCCCUGGGUCUCCAUCAUUCAUUGGUAGCUCAACUGAUGAAAAAUCCAAUCACUUGCUAUGGUGCUUCCCUCAGUUCUAAAUGGGGCUGAAGGAAUGGAUUUUAGCUAAUUCCCUCCGUGUACAAAUG